AUUAUCACAAACUGAAGACCCACUAAUCUUAAUCCUCCUAUAAAUAAUCUCCCUCACGCUCCCUCCUCUUUCCCCUUCCCCUCUCCUCCACCUUCUUCCUCCUGAUUUCGUGGGAAACUCUCUUACACACAUUUCUCCAAUUGCUUAUCAAAAGCCCUCCAAUUCAAUAACCCACCUCAGAAAUGGAGCCACCCAGGUUCGUAAUCGAAGCAUCCGAAGCCGAAUCGAUGGCCCAAAAAGCAGGGCUUACCCUUGUCGAGCUCCUCCCCACCCUCGUCAAGUCCGCUCAAUCCUUAGCUCGGCCACCCAUCUCCGACUACUACGUGGGUGCAGUGGGACUCGGAUCAUCGGGUCGGAUAUUCUUCGGAGCCAACCUUGAAUUCCCAGGUCUCCCUCUCCAUCAGUCUGUCCACGCCGAACAAUUCCUCAUCACUAAUCUUUUUCUCAAUGCCGAAUCUAAUCUCAAAUAUGUCGCCGUUUCUGCUGCUCCUUGUGGGCACUGCCGCCAAUUCUUUCAAGAAAUCCGCGACGCCCCUGAUAUCCAGAUCCUCAUCACCGGCGAUAGUAAUAAUACUAACAAUAACGAUCAAAGUAACGGAGAUAUUAAGAGGUUUGAUACUUUGUCAAACUUAUUACCGCAGAGAUUUGGACCGUACGAUCUUCUGGAUAAGAGUGUGCCGUUAGUUUUAGAAAAACAUAAUAAUCACAUGUCAUUGCAAAAUGAUGAUAUUAGUAAUAACAGUAAAAAGGUCCCGAAUGGGAUUAGUAUUUCUGUUUUUGAUGAUUUAAAGUUGGAAGCUCUGGAGGCUGCAAAUAGUUCUCAUGCACCCUACAGUAAGUGCCCAUCUGGGGUGGCAUUGAUGGAUUGUGAAGGGAAGGUUUAUAAAGGGUCCUACAUGGAGUCUGCCGCUUACAAUCCAAGUUUGGGGCCUGUGCAGGCGGCGAUUGUGGCGUAUUUGGUGGGUGGUGGUGGUGGGUAUGAGAAGAUUGUGGCAGCGGUGUUGGUGGAGAAAGAAGAGGCUGUGGUGAGACAGGAAUUCACUGCAAGGUUGCUUUUGCAAGUCAUUUCUCCCAGGUGUGAGUUUAAGGUGUUUCAUUGCAGCAGCUCAAAGUCUUAAUUGGAUCAAAAUCAUUCAUUUUUCGUUCUGGCUUAUGUAUAAUUAUUGUAUUGCUUCAGUAGUAAAAUUAUUGGCCUUGAAAAGCUGGAUAUGGAAUAUAGGCCAAAUUUAAACAAAAAAAGUAUGCUUAAUUGGCAUGCAAAUCGUACACAAAACAAGUUUGUCUCUUAGGUUUAAAUAAAGUUACUGCUCUCUUCUA
Messenger RNA from Ricinus communis (castor bean), 1317 nucleotides. Its product is annotated as cytidine deaminase 1. The coding region runs from base 183 to 1118 and encodes 311 amino acids. Gene Ontology annotation, molecular function: zinc ion binding; cytidine deaminase activity. Gene Ontology annotation, cellular component: cytosol. NCBI's taxonomy places the organism in Eukaryota, Viridiplantae, Streptophyta, Magnoliopsida, Malpighiales, Euphorbiaceae. The transcript has a single exon. The record is from RefSeq and is a predicted model, not a curated record.